AUGGGACUGAUGAGCAUGUCUAUCCCGAACGAGUAUUCGGAUCUCGAAGAGGACGAUGACGAAGACAUUGAAAAUCCCAGCGACAAAGAAUCCGUCAUCCCAAGCUUUCAUCUGGGAAGCUCAUUUGAGCGGCUCGCACAUGAGCGUAAUGGCAUGCCUUAUCAGCGCAGCCCACGGCAUAAAAAAGAGAGCUCCAUGGUCAGCCAGUAUGGAAUUGGUGCCAAGUUGUUGAUGGGUAUGGGCUACCAGGAGGGAAAGGGACUAGGGUCCAAACAAAACGGCAUUGCUGUGCCCAUCGAAACCAAACUACGACCCCAAGGGCUAGGCGUCGGAGGGAUCCGCGAGAAAAUCAGUGGAGCAAAGCAAAUGGUGAGCUCCGAUGACGACAGUGGUCACGGGGAAGGAACAGUUGCUUUUUCCAAGCCCACAUAUGACCUCUUUUCCGUCAUUGAUUCUCUCGAACGAGCGGGUGUGACUGUUCCACUUCGCUACAAGGAGCUUUCCGACAAUGCAGACGCAAACCGGGAUGCCUUGGAGUUGGAAAAGGCACACACAAGACUCUCACAGAUCAGCACAGAGGUGGCGCUUCUUGAUCUGAAAAUCCGAGGUGUGCAAUUGGAACUCGAUCACAAUGCUCGCUCGCUAGAAGCCGAGAUUCUCGAGAAAUCCACUUUGGAGACUUUAAUCAGCAAGCUCAGCAUUCUGCGUGAGAGUAUCUCGGACACACAUGCUUUGCUAACAGAACUUACAAAAGAUCCUCUCCGUUCUGUUCCAGAGGUACAAAAUAUCUUUGUUGCAUACGCAAAGACUCAGGUGGCAGAAUUAUUCUCUUCAAAUGACGCGCACCUGCUUGAGCAGUUGCUGACAUGGGCUGUGCUUUUCAGAAGUUUAGAAACAGAGCAUGCGUCCUCGGCUCUCAAUAGUUGGGAUGCGCUUAUUUUGCAGCUUCUCAAAGAAAACUCUGAUAACUCGAAUAUCUCGGCGCACGAUUUUAAGUUUUGGUUAGACUCACCUGUGAUAAUCAACUCCCCGCUCCUUGAGCAAAUUGGACUCGUUGACUUUGUUAUGCCCUCCUUAUUGAAGACUGUAGAGAGCUGGGAUCUAAAGACGGGUUUUGAGAGCACGAUAUUGGAGGAUCUUUCUGACUUUGACUGGGAUGACGCUCAACGCCGUCAAAUCGUGGAAGCUGUUGCCAUGAAAUACGAGGCUCAUCUUUCUCGCUGUUGGCUAGAAAUGGCUAAGACACAUGAUUACGUUUGGAGCUGGGACCACUACGACCAGGAAAUGAAACCUAUUCUUGAGCACUUUUUUUCGACUGGCGUUGUUCUUAUUGCUCAAUAUCACGCUAAAAAAGCACAUGAUUUGAGAAAUCAAGUGAUUUUAGACUUGUUGCACUUUUGCCAAAGCCAGACGAGUAACACAUGUGAUAUUUUGGAACUUGUGUUGGAGUUUCAACAUUCUUUUCAACUCCUAUCACCGAUACAGCUGGAGAUUAUUAUGCUGUUUACCGUGCUCAACACUAUGGUGAAGCACUUGAUGAAUAUUUUGAGAGAUAAAGAGAAUCCAGUCCCCUUGUUUCAAACUUGGCAGCAAAAAUUCGCUUCGUUGAGCAGCAAAUAUACCGAUGUGAGGGAGUUGUUGCUCUGGUACACGAAUGUGUUUAUCGAACUAAUCUGGUGCGUGAGUGAAAAAAAGCAGCCCAACAUGCAAUUGCCAACCUAUAAUCUGGACAGCCUUACCAUCCAUGAGCUUGAAAGUCUCAUCCUUGGUGACAAAAAAGACCAAUCGCCGAGCGUAUAUUCCAUUGCCAAGCAGGAUCUACUCGUGACAUUUAAAGAUGUCAUUCAACAAAUUUGCCUACAACACAAUGUGCUUUUUCAGGUGACAGGUCGCCGGAAUUCGAGUAUGAAUGAAAUUUGUGAACUUGUUUUCCCUGAUGGAAAGAAGUACUCAUGUUUCAUAUCAAAUGAUGUGCUUUGGGUGCGCGAGUCGGCUGAAUUUAAUCCAGUUGAUGCACACGAGUUCUUUGGAAAUAAUUGCUUGUAG
Messenger RNA from Metschnikowia bicuspidata var. bicuspidata NRRL YB-4993, 2046 nucleotides. RefSeq lists its product as uncharacterized. Gene Ontology annotation, biological process: spliceosomal complex disassembly. The record is from RefSeq and is a predicted model, not a curated record. Gene Ontology annotation, cellular component: U2-type post-mRNA release spliceosomal complex. Gene Ontology annotation, molecular function: nucleic acid binding. NCBI's taxonomy places the organism in Eukaryota, Fungi, Ascomycota, Pichiomycetes, Serinales, Metschnikowiaceae. The coding region runs from base 1 to 2046 and encodes 681 amino acids. The transcript has a single exon.